Brettanomyces bruxellensis is the source of this 1713-nucleotide messenger RNA. RefSeq lists its product as uncharacterized. The coding region runs from base 1 to 1713 and encodes 570 amino acids. Lineage: Eukaryota; Fungi; Ascomycota; Pichiomycetes; Pichiales; Pichiaceae. Gene Ontology annotation, cellular component: fungal-type vacuole lumen. The transcript has a single exon. The record is from RefSeq and is a predicted model, not a curated record. Gene Ontology annotation, molecular function: metallocarboxypeptidase activity.
AUGAUCAAAUUACCAGAAGAUAUAGAUGUUUCGAACAAGAAACCUCGAGGUAGGGAAAAACUGUAUUUAGUGAUAAUAACAAUUGUUAUCACCCUUCUAACCACGAUCGUAAUUGCUGGAAAUUAUCUAUAUCAGAAGAUUGAUCCUAAUGAUGGAGGAGAAAUUUGUCCGAUCAUCGAUAAAAUUGCACCUAAGGAGAGCGACGGUCUCAGAUCGACAGAUUUCAUAUUUGAUGAGAGUUAUAAAAAGAAAUCAUUAGAAGCAUGGACAAAAGCUAUUCAAAUACCGAGCAUCUCAUAUGAUGAUAUGGGAGAAGUGGGGGAAGAUUCUAGAUGGAACGUGUUUAAAUGUUUCGAUUCAUAUUUUAACAGCACCUUCCCAAAAGUUAGCUCAAGAUUUGAUCUUAUUCAUGUGAAUACAUAUGGUCUUGUUUAUAUACUCAACGGCACAGAUAAGACAAAAAAGCCAUUACUGCUCACAGCUCAUACUGAUGUGGUUCCUGUUCCAGAGAACACCAUUUCGCGCUGGACUUAUCCUCCAUUUGAGGGACAUUUUGACGGUGAGUAUGUUUGGGGAAGAGGUGCCGAAGAUUGCAAGAAUUCAUUGGUGGCCAUAUUUGAAAGUCUUGAGUUACUACUUGGCCAGGGAUUUACCCCAAAGAGAACUAUUGUAUUAGGAAUAGGUUUUGAUGAAGAAAUCUCUGGUCAUCAUGGUGCUUAUCAUAUUGGACAGUACUUAUUGAAUAGAUUUGGUCCUGAUUCUAUCUACCUCUUGCUUGAUGAGGGUGGAAAUAUAUCAGAAGAUGUUUAUGGGUCCUCCUUUGCCUUACCAGCUACUGGAGAAAAAGGAUAUGUCGAUGUCUUCAUCAAGCUUGCCACAACAGGAGGCCAUUCUUCUAUUCCUCCUUCGCAUACAUCGAUUGGUAUUAUGGCCAAAAUCAUCGAUGCAAUUGAAGACAAGCCUUAUGAGCCACAGCUUAUAGAGGAGAAUCCGUACUAUAAGAUGUUGCAAUGUGCUGCAGAGCACAGUGAGAAUAUGGACCCAAAGCUUAGAAAGAACAUUAGAAGUAUGCACUUGGAGUCAUCUAAAAAAAAGGUUAUAAAAGCUAUCGCUGAGAACAUCUCCAGUAAAUACUUUAUUUCUACUUCUCAGGCAGUAGACAUUAUACAUGGAGGGCUUAAGAUCAAUGCCCUACCUGAAGAGGUUGUCACAGAGGUGAACCAUAGAAUUAUUUAUGGUUCUUCCAUUGGGCAAAUCCAGGAAAAAGUCCUCAGAGCAGUUAGACCCGUUGCCAAGAGAUUUGGUCUCUCUAUAGAUGCAUUUGGUGUCAGGAUGGAGUUUGGAGAUUCAACCCCUCUGGGGAAAGUUACUUUGACUACCUAUGAUGGUCUACAAACGGCACCAGUGACACCUAUAGAAAAUAACCCUACAUGGAAGCUCCUUUCUGGUACUAUCAGGCAUGUUUUCGAGGAUUCAAAAUCAGCAUUUAAUGUUAAUCAAAAGCCAAUAUUUGUCGCUCCAUCUAUAAUGUCGGGAAACACGGAUACCCGCCACUAUUGGAACUUGACCAAGAACAUCUACCGUUUCAAUCCUAUCCGGGGAGACUAUUCGUACAACAUACAUGCGAUUGAUGAAAGAGUCCACCUAGAUGCGCACCUUGAGACUGUGGCAUUCUUCUAUGAUUUUGUUAGGAAUGCCGAUCAAAUCAGGUAA